Messenger RNA from Recurvomyces mirabilis, 1689 nucleotides. RefSeq lists its product as uncharacterized. The record is from RefSeq and is a predicted model, not a curated record. NCBI's taxonomy places the organism in Eukaryota, Fungi, Ascomycota, Dothideomycetes, Mycosphaerellales, Teratosphaeriaceae. The transcript has a single exon. The coding region runs from base 1 to 1689 and encodes 562 amino acids.
AUGACCACCACCUCCUCCCUCCCCGAAUCCGCCGUCCUCCACCCCCUCGACCCCGCGUCCACCACCAACACCGACGAAUGGCCUGAGUUUGAACUGAACAACGCCCGUGUCUACCACCCUUCUGAUCGCACUCAAACAGCCAGUCUACUCGUAGCCACCGAGCAUAAUCCAUUGAUAGUAGUGGGCGAUGUCCAGCUUCACUCCAUGCCCAAGCAAUCCUCACACCUGAUCCGACAACAGAAUCAUGGUCGAUCGGCAGCCAUUGAUAUUGGUGAGGUCCGGAGUUUUGCGUAUGGGCAGUUUGCAGAUGGGAGUAUCGCACUAUGGGCGGCAGGCAGAGCCGGCUGGUUCCGCCUCAAGCCUGCUCGAUCGUAUCGGGAGACGUAUAACGACAUGAGCGAGGCGAUCAAGAUGCUCUAUUUCGUCGCUGACGCAUAUCGAGAACCGAGACGGCACAACAAAGCCAGAAAUACGACAUCGACACGACCACCAUAUUCAGCGGGAGAGAUAUUUGAUAAUUACGCUGAGCAGGAGCUAGGAGGGAUCAAUGAGCGGGUGCAAGCGAUGGGGCGGGUGGAGAAACAUGCGGAUUUCUUACUUUCGAGCAUGCUGGCUAAGAAGGAGGGAGUUGACUGGAGUAGGAAUCCAUUGUACAUGUACUUGAAAGAGACCUUUCCGGAUCUGCAUGCGGAGGUAACGAGGCGACAGACUGGACGUCUACAGAAGUCUGGGAAGAACUCGAGGCAGCAGAGCUUGGAAACAGCGUCGUCGACGACUAGCAGUCUGAAACGGAAGCGUGGAAGGCCGCCAACGACCGGUAGGGCGGUAGAUGUGAUUUCCAUUGACUCUGGAUCAACGACGACAACGAGCUCGACGAAAGGCGGGAAAGCUGCUAGGGAGACAAAAUCGUCAAGUGCGCAGCCAGCCAAACCAGUCCCGACACGAAGAGCACGACAUCGACCUUCGCCAUCCGAUGAUAGUCUUCCCGAGCAACCUGAACCAGCACAAACAGCCACCCCCGUAGCCGAGAUCAGCUCGAGUGAAGCCGAAGAAGCUGAAGCGAGACGAACCGCGGGCAAAGGGAGAUCCGCUUUGCGUCUGAAGCCGAGCAAAGGCGCGAAAGGAAGGAAAGGCGGCAAAGCACCCGUCGAUGAUAACGAAUCGGAAGACGAACUAGCCUCUUCACCUACAGGCGGGAAGUACGCGGCACGUGUCGAGCCACGACCACAAAUCCGACAGAACAGUAAGACGGCGGAUGAGGAGAACGAAGGCAUAGAUAUGCCCGACUCCCCACCCACCACCGCCUCCACAGCAGCCACACCGACAGCCACCGAGCCAGACGAAGACACGGCUUCCGGCGCCCGAGAUCCAGACCUCCCAGUCCGGCUCAAACAUGCCCCGGACCCCGUACAAGAAGAUACCUGGCUCUGUGCCCUAGACGGUUGCUCCCAUAAAAUCUACCUCGCCUCCGCACCCGAAUCCCAACGUCUUAUCCGCGAGCACUAUUCGCUGCAUGCCUACGAUGAUGAUGAGAGAGUGAAGAUGGUGAAAGCGUUGAAGGCGCCGAGUGUGCCAGUGGAGAGGCUGAUGGAUAAAGUGCGAGAGCAUGCGAGAUUCGGGAUCGAAGCGUUCCCGGCGAGUAAAGUGGGCGGGAGUAGGUUUCCAGAAGCCAUUCGGCAACGAUAUUGA